Molecule: messenger RNA, 1869 nt
Organism: Closterium sp. NIES-65
Lineage: Eukaryota; Viridiplantae; Streptophyta; Zygnematophyceae; Desmidiales; Closteriaceae
Source: the annotation of a GenBank genome assembly
AUGUCGCCGAAGCCUGGCCCGUUGUUUCACGUACCAUGGCGAUGGAUGGGAAACUUUAAGUACAUGAUCCUCGCGCCGUUCCUCGCGCGAGCCGUGCACGCGCACCUGUACGGCAGCGAUGACGUGGACGCAUGGAGCUUCCACAUGGUGCUGCUGGCGCUGCUGCGAUUCGCGCACGGCAAUCUCUGGAUGGCCGUGGCGCGGUGGCCCUACCUGAUCGACCGCUACAGAAUACAGAAGAAGGGGAUUAAUUUCGAACAAGUGGAUCGCGAGUCGCAUUGGGACGACGCCAUCAUCCUCCAGGCGCUAGUGAUCACCGCUCUUCGCGAAUGGUUACCAGGCGCGCGAAACCUCCCGCUGUUCAGCUGGCCAGGCCUGGCACUAGUCCUGGCGCUGCACGUGGGGCCGGUAGAGUGUCUCUACUACUGGUGCCACCGUUUUAUGCACACUCCGUUCUUCUACGCGAGUUACCACUGCCACCACCACGCGUCUGUUGCGACGGAACCGACUUCGGCACAUGUGCACACGUUCCUGGAGCAGAUCGGGCACGCGCUGCUGCUGUGCGUGCCAGUGGUGGGCACAUGGCUGCUGGGCGGCGCGUCCAUCGGCGCGCUGUACGCGUACUGGCUGGCGUGUGAUUGGCUGAACGCCGUGGGGCACUGCAACUUUGAGUUUGUGCCCGUGUGGCUGCUGCGCGCCGUGCCGCCUCUCAAGUACCUCGUGCACACGCCCACGUAUCACUCUCUGCACCACUCGGAACCGAGCAGCAACUACUGCCUGUUCAUGCCGGUGUAUGACCUGAUGGCGGGCACAGUCGACCCGAACACAGACCACGUGCACAAGGAGGCGCGCAGAGGCCCAGUGGAGCAUCCGGACUUUGUCUUCCUGGGCCACGGGGUGAACCUGCAGUGCUUCUUCCACCUGCCCUUCCUCAUGCCCUACGGCUCCACGCACCCAUUCAAACCGACCUGGACCACGUUCGCGCUGCUCAUACUGUGCCUGCCGGCCUACUUUGUGCUGUGGUUCAUCUGCCCGCGCUUUGCCGUGGACAAGAAGCGGUUGAGAGGGCUCAAGCUGCACAUAUGGAUGGUGCCUCGUUUUGGGAUCAACUAUUUCAUACCCUUUGAGAAGCGAUCCAUUAACAACUUUAUAGAGUCGGCCAUCCUAGCAGCAGACAAGCAAGGGGUGAAAGUCUUAGCUCUGGGCGCGCUCAACAAGAACGAGAGCCUCAACGGCGGAGGCAAGCUGUUUCUGGACCGGCACCCGAACCUUAAGGUUCGGUUGGUGCAUGGGAACACGCUCACGGCGGCCAUCAUUCUGAGGGAGAUUCGGGAGGACGCUACUGAGGUGUUUCUGACCGGGUCAACGUCGAAACUUGGCCGGGCGAUUUCGCUGUACCUGGCGUUACGAGGCGUGCGAGUGCUGAUGCUGACCCCCUCGAGAGAGCGGUUUGAAGCCAUUAGAUCGGAGCUACCAGAGGAGAGGCAGCAUCUGCUGGUGCAAGUGACACAAUAUUCCCAGGCUAGCCAAUGCCCCGUGUGGAUCAUCGGAAAGGGCAUGAUGUGGUGGGAGCAACGCCAUGCGCCGCCCGGCACGCAUUUCCACCAGUUUGUCGUGCCGCCCAUCGCGGAGGUCCGGCCGGACUGCACGUAUGGCAAGCUGGCCGCCAUGCGGUUACCAGACGACGUGGAGAAUCUCAAGUUCUGUGAGCUGGCCUUGCCUCGUGGGCACAUCUAUGCAUGCCAUGCGGGGGGGCUGGUGCAUCUGCUGGAGGGGUGGGACUACCAUGAAGUGGGGCGCAUUGAUGUGAGCCGAAUCGACCCCACAUGGGACGCUGCCAUGCGCCACGGCCUACGACCCAUGCAGUGA